AAUACAGUACAGACACAAAAUGGGAGACAUUGACAAGGACACUCACAUCACUGUCGAAGUUGGUCUCAAUCACGAAGAAUUGAAUUUCUGUGUCGACAACGCGACGAACGUCCAGAAUAUCUCUCAAUUGUUGCGAUACAGUAAUUAUCUGUUUAACUCUCAGUCCUAUACUGCGAGCACAGGCAGCGAAGCCGGCGGUCCUGUCUAUAAGGGAACGAGAGCUCGAACUAAAUUCUCGUUGAGUUUGAAUAUGUAUUGCGAAGAGAUUGUCGACUGGACUCAAAAGGCCGACGAAGAUGAACGACGGCAACAGUUGACGAAAAGUCGGUCCUCGACUACUGAAUCAGUGGACGACACACCCCGUCGUCGCACUCGUCGGGCGCUGUCUUGUAUUUCAUAAAAAAUUUAGCAAUUAAUCCAUUCAUAAAUUAUAUGAUAAAAACCAAGAUUUUAGAGUAUUUUAUGUUUGGUUUUUAGCUUUAAUUAUAAAUAUUAAUUUAGUCACUAAUUACUCGCAAAAUAUUUUGUCAGAUGUACCCGGUAC
Messenger RNA from Medioppia subpectinata, 544 nucleotides. Lineage: Eukaryota; Metazoa; Arthropoda; Arachnida; Sarcoptiformes; Oppiidae. The record is from the annotation of a GenBank genome assembly.